Molecule: messenger RNA, 5115 nt
Organism: Amoebophrya sp. A25
Lineage: Eukaryota; Dinophyceae; Syndiniales; Amoebophryaceae
Source: the annotation of a GenBank genome assembly
GUGUUGCUAUGCUUCAUACCAUUAUCACAUUGACUUCCUAGCGCAGUCCGUUUUUGUUCCCUUUUUGAAUGAACUGGGCACUUGUUUUCCUCGAUAGUAUCCUUUUGAUGAAAUAGCGUGCGCGUAACAACAAAGAGUUGUUGACGAAGAUGUCGUCUUUAACGAAGCAACAUGGUACUAGAGGGGACGCCAUGUUGUCCUCUUCACGUCCUGAUCGUCAAGUAGAUCACACAAACAUGGUUGAUCAUCAAAAUCAAAUACAUGGUAAUUAUCAUAACAAAGAAGUGGAUGUCGUUGUCGACCACCUUGAUGAGAACAGCGCUUCAUUUGUGAGGACCGAACGCCUUCUCGGUCUGGAGAAGGAUCGCGUAGAGCAGAUGUUUCUACGCGAUCUGAGCACUUCGCGUGCUCCGAUUCACCGCACACUGGUCGACCUGAUCCAGGAUUCGAGGCACCGAUUGAAGGUCUUCGCUCAUAGAGUGAUCUUUCCGCCCGAGGAGCAGCUGCCUCCUGCACAUUACGUGAUGAUGGUUCGUGGAAACGCCGACUUCGAAUUGAAGAAGUUGGGGGAGAAAUACGGCUUUCCGAGAGGGUUUCCGUUGGUUUACAGACCAGGAGGAGGUAGUGUUGGACUUGGAUGGGAGGGAGAAGAUUUGCCAGAUCUCAUUUCAGAAGAAGAAGUGUCAACUCCAGCUAGUGGUCUUAAGGUUUUGGCCUAAUGAUCCAUCUUCUUCUGAAGCAUGCAUCCUGAGUAGGUAUGAAACGAAAAUCUGUUAUCAUUAUCAAGUUUCUGAAGAAGAAAAGCAUGAUAAUGAUAACAGAUAAUUUUCAUUUCAUAGAAGGCUUUUCAAGGGGAAAAGGGGAGCGGGAUGCUUCUCAGGAUGCAUCAUUAGGGUGAGCUCUAAGAGUCGCAAGAAAGAAAAGAAGCAAGCAAAGACGAACAAGAUUAGUAGCAAAAACCAACAAGCUUCAAGUUCAAAGAAAGCAUCGUCACCUGGCUCUGGUGGCGCAAAUGCAGAAGACCUUGCAGAGAUUGUUUCCUACGGUUUUUACCCCAAAUUUGACAACGACACCGCUUUACCGAAAGUCAGAUUGGAGGACUAUGCAAAUGCUGAGAGAGUAACGUUUUUUCGCAAGUGGAGUGGUUUUUUGAGCAUGAUUGUGGCUUUUCAAGUGGGCAAGAGGUCUUUCUGGACUGCAACAUCGAAAAACAGUUGCGCGUGGGAUAGCGAUUUCGUACAAGAUGCAGCGCGAUUGUGGACUAAAGUGGUCACGCCAGCAUUGGUGGCACGGAUGGCAAAGGAUAAGCUAUGCCUAUGCGCAGAGACGAUGAGCUUCAACGAUCAAGCACAUGGAGCGAGGGUGUUGCUGGAGUCGGUCAUUGUGACAUCUUUGGGCAUAGGGACGGGUUCUUCGAGUGCCGAAACCUCUGGUAGUGGUGGUCCAACUACCCUCUACUAUGGUCCUGGUCCAACUCUGCAUGGUAAUGCCUCUGUUGCGACGUUGCCACCACCCACAGCACUGACGAUGGUAGAAGAAGGCAUGAAUCCUGAGAAUGACGUGAACAAUGCUCGUGUAGUUGCAAACGGGAAUGGAAAAAUGACAGAACAUCUUCAUCUUGGUCAAGAAACAGAAGCUCUGUCAUCAGCUUCUGCUUCGAGUAGUUCUCCUUCUGCUUUAGUGGGUACUGCUGAACAAGGUAGUCCCGAUAGCAUCCCAGCAGGUACUGAAGAUAGCUCCCAAUUUGUCCGCUACGCUGACUUGACUGAGCUGUCUACGUUCUGUCAGGAAUACGCGUUGCCACACGAUCCGCCUGUGGUUUUGAAUGGGAAGGAGGCAAUCCAGCAAUUCCUCAACGCAGUCAACAACGCCCGUGACUAUUUAACGGAGGAGAAAUUGGGUCAAAUCUUGAAGGCGUUUUCAUUGCCAUUUAAGAGUCUGCACACUCAGAUUCUUGGGGACGUCCUGGAAGGACUGGUGUUACACUGCUUUUCGCCGGCUGCAUCGUCUUCGGGUAAUAGUUCUUCUAGUAGUGCUAGUGCUACUCAAACGGGAGCUCAAUCUACUGCAAUGUUGAAGAAGCAGACGAUCAAGUACAAGUUUCCGAACUACACGUGUCGAACAUUUGGUUUGCGUACUAUUUUGGGGGAAAAAAUAGCUUUAGACUCGCCAAAGGCGCUGGCUGAAUAUCGCAGUUACACUCAACGUUGGUGCUAUUCAGAGGCUGGCAGAUCCUUCUGGCUGUCUUUUUUAUGCGCCUGUGGUAUGAACCUACAUGCUAGGCAAUUUGCUACGAAAACUUCUUCUGGAGGUUUGAAUACUGGUCAUCAAGAUGGUAGGCAAGACGAGCAAAACCCAAUGUCUUCCAGUGCAUCUUUUUCUUCUCCAUCCGACGAUCUCCGUGUAGGCCUACAUAUCCGCCUAGCUGACGACACGCGCGAUGCUUUGUUGGCUUCUGGGGCUAUGCGGUAUGAAGAAGGUGGCAUCGAUCUGACGAAAUUUCCCGAAGGCAAAUUUGAUGUUGAAAGACUGAAGAGUUCAAAACUCUUUCCGGGGACUGCUGCUGUGCCUUCCAACGACGUAUCCUCUUCCUCAGCAUCAGCACUCCUAGGAGCAGCUAAAUCCUCUGCAGUAGCAGACGCCUUUGCUCAGCAAGCUAGUUAUGAUGGAACUAUGAUCUGCGUUCUGGCGCCUAUAGGGUAUGGAAAAUCAGGUUUUGCGGAGUUUUUGGUUGCGGAAUUGAACAAAAGAGAAGGAAUGGAGGACGAUCGCUACGUCCAUAUCGAUGGGGAUACAUUGUUCUAUGGAGACGGGUCUGGGAACACCCCUGCUGCUCAACACGAAGAAACUAGCACCCCAGAGGUAGACGUUUGCAGCAACUGGAGGUCCCGUACGCUAUCCUUGGGUGCAGAGCGUGGCUGCUAUACCAUGUGGUGCAUUUUAUUGGCUUUGCAUAUGGGUAAGAUUCCGGUAAUAUCGACAGGGGGAGGCGUCCUUUUUGGCAGAAAAGGUCACUUCGCAUUAGCUGAGCAGAUUCGUUUGUGCUUUCCAGAAUGUCGCAAACGGGUAAAAUUGAUUGCCUGUGUGCCUGGUAACCGGCUUCAGAAUCAGAAGAACCUCCAAGAUGGAACCGAAGACAUCAACUACGAAAUCGAUCUCAAUUGUUACAACGAUUUGCAAACCGUGCAAAACACCGUCGCUUACCGAGUGCAGAAGGGGUUGUGGAGCGUUGCAGGGAGUCAAAAGCUAGACCAAUUCCAGAGAAUGAUUGCGGGCAAAUCUCAACAGAACGAACAGUUCGCGCAACAAAUCAGCGACUUAGCGGAUGCAAGCUUCGCUUUCCCUAGAAUGAGACCAGGAUCUACCUAUAAGACGACGCCAAAUUCCACAUCAAGACCAAAAAAGCACAUCUCUAGGGCCGAGAUGUCCGAACAGUUUGGGGUUGAUGACAGUAUAGUCGUCUCGGAUCACGAAGAAGUGACGUUGUCCGAUCGAGAGGAAAUACAGCCAGACACGAGCGCAACUACUGUCGAUGUAACCUCUCUAGUGACGCAAAUCCAACAAGCAAUAGCGCCAAUGCAGAGAUCCGCGUUCUCCGAGAUGCGCUUGUUGCAGACCAGAGUGCUGGCAGAGGUACCCGAUGCCAAGUGCGGACAUAUAACGAUGCAUUACGGGUAUUCGAUGGUGAAACAUCAUAAAGCUGCAACUGGUGGCUCUCCUGUGUCUCUCCUGAAAGAGGACAGUAAUAUGGUCACGAGGAUGAGGUAUUCUGGACAGACCUUUGCGGUUAGCCUGGCUUACGCCAGAGCAAAGCCUACAUACGUCUACGCCCUACGUGUCACUGCGAAGCCGAACAACGGUGUGAAUAAGGUGGACUCAGUUUGCUGUGUCGUCAUACCAGCAAGUACAGCGCAGUGGAAAAUCGUGAAAAAGGUCUACAAUGGCCUUGAGAAGAUCAUGGACGCGGUAACGGAUGAAAAGUUGGAGGAUGUUGCGAAUAGCUGGAAGAAAGUGCUCAACAGCACGUCAACAACUAGGGCAUUAUCUCCCGCGGGUUUACCAUCAUCAAGUUCCGCAGUACAACCAGUAACGAGUUCAUCAUCUUCCUCCAGGCGACCGUUGAACUACUCUCCAACCACCGCAGAUCUAGGAUUGAGAGAUUACCUUCGCACCUAUUCCACCAGGAGUGUUCUGGACAGGUUGUCAGGUGUCGCCACGAAGUGUUGCUCAUCGGCCGAUGGGAAUACACAACUUUCACGCGCAGGUCUUGGAGUUCCAGGAGGUCCAAGUUCAGCACCUUCGCGCCUCUUACUAGACACAACAGCGAGCACACAACGAACAGCCAGUAUACGGACAGAGUGGGACGACGGCGAACAAGAGUCGGAGGAGCUUCCAAGACUUUCAGCGUUUCUAGUUUCCCAACAUGAACAAUCUCAACAAGAACCUCAGCAAGAACCUCCAGAACAUCAAUCACUAAACAUCAAAAACGAGACUGGUGAAGAAGCCAUGCUUUUGCGUAAGAUGCUGGCCAUGGAUUUGUUUCGUCAUAGUCCUAGCACUGGCGACGAACGUAGGAACGAAGGAGAGGAAUCCUCUCCUUGUCUUACCACAGCCUACGAUACGAAAGGUGCUUCCGCCUGCUCUGAUGGCACUCUUUCCUUGCAUGUGACCGUGAACCCUGGGAGACAUGCAGCGAAGGAAAUGCGCACACUUGCUGGUGCCUUUCUGAGGGGAGAACCCUAUGUUCGAUUGCCCUUGCAAAAUGGAAAGGAGUUUUUAGACAUGAAUCUGGCGAAUUCACGAAGGGAGCUAGUCAAAGUGAGACUGUGUGGCUUGUUUGGACUGCCUAGUUACAUCUGAAACCCUUUCUAGAAGAUGAGUCGCGCCUUUUAACCCAUUAGUUUCAAUCAGGGAAUUAUACACUCGUCUCCAUGGUGUUUCACUAAGACUCUAUCUUUUUUUGUCGCGCGCCGCGCUACCAACCUAGUGCUUGUCGUGCUUGAUGAACGCCUGAAGCGAUUGGGUGUCGUUUUUUUUUACCCAAAGAGAUCUACCUGGCGCAGAGCAAGACGUAUUAUACUAGGUAUUGCGGAUUACAGCAAGCCUCAACAUGUC